Messenger RNA from Manis javanica (Malayan pangolin), 4182 nucleotides. RefSeq names its product RAB31, member RAS oncogene family (gene RAB31). Gene Ontology annotation, molecular function: GTPase activity; GTP binding. The record is from RefSeq and is a predicted model, not a curated record. NCBI's taxonomy places the organism in Eukaryota, Metazoa, Chordata, Mammalia, Pholidota, Manidae.
AGGGAGGAGGCCGUCUGCGAGGUCCGGGGAAGACCAGGGGCUGACGCCACUCUGGGGCGGUCCUGGGAGCCGAGGGCCGAUGGGCUUAGGCCCGAGGUCCCGGGAGGAGCGGCCAGCGGCCACGUGACCGAGCGCGGCAGGGCCCGCAACCCAGAAACAUCAGCAGCCACGGUUCCGCCCUGGGCUGCGGCGAGGGGAAGGCGGGGACUGGAGACGCCGGCUGGGCGCGGGCGCGGCGCAGGUCGGUCCUGGAGGAUGCUGAGCCCCUGCCCGGCCCGGCCCCGAGCACAUGAUGGCGAUACGCGAGCUCAAAGUGUGUCUUCUCGGGGACACUGGUGUUGGGAAAUCGAGCAUUGUGUGUCGAUUCGUCCAGGAUCACUUUGACCACAACAUCAGCCCGACCAUUGGGGCAUCUUUUAUGACCAAAACUGUACCUUGUGGAAAUGAACUUCAUAAGUUCCUCAUCUGGGACACUGCUGGCCAGGAACGGUUCCAUUCACUGGCUCCCAUGUACUACCGUGGAUCUGCUGCAGCUGUCAUAGUAUAUGAUAUUACCAAACAGGAUUCAUUUCAUACCUUGAAGAAAUGGGUGAAAGAACUGAAAGAACAUGGUCCAGAAAACAUUGUAAUGGCUAUUGCUGGAAAUAAGUGUGAUCUCUCAGAUAUCAGGGAGGUUCCCUUGAAGGAUGCUAAGGAAUAUGCUGAGUCCAUAGGUGCCAUUGUGGUUGAAACAAGUGCAAAAAAUGCUAUUAAUAUUGAAGAGCUCUUUCAAGGAAUCAGUCGCCAGAUCCCACCCUUGGACCCCCGUGAAAAUGCAAACAACGGAGCAAUCAAACUUCUGAAGCCCCCCACACCAGGCACCCGGCGGUGCUGCUGACCCCUGGGCCGCAUCCACCGCAUGUGAGGACGCCAGCGCCCACCUCCCUGUGCACUGCUGAAGGGCCUCCCAUACCUGGUGGUCUGGCGCCUUACCUAGAGAGAAGUGAGCGCGCCAGCUUGGCAUCAUGAAGAUCUGCAGGGCAGAAAAUGUCCCUGGAAAAGGAUUUUUUAAACUCUGAAAAAAUCCACCACACCACCAAAAGAUGGCCUUCAGUGUGUGAAAUACACACGGGAUGGAACGGAUGUUAGGUGAUAAGUACAGUUGAGUUUUUUUGUUAAAAACCUUAAAAUAUUCUUACAUUUGUACAAAAGUCUUACUGGCUUGUAAUGUGUUGUGUUCCACUGUGAUUUCCCGGGCUCCCUAGCCAAAGUUUUGGAAUUUCUUCCACUCAGUUGCCUUUGUUAUUUAACCAGCCUUCGCCAAAAGGCUAAUUUACCUCUCAGUGGAGUGUGAAUGGACCAUCGCUCAAGCUAUAGACUUGAGCUCUUAUCAAAGUGUAGAAAGAUGUAUUAGCAAUUUUUGUCUACAUCUCUUUUACUUGGUGAACAUUUUUCUAAAUUUUGUCUUAUGUAAACAAAACCACAUCUGACUAAAAAUUACAUUGCAUAUAUUUUUUAAUUACAUAAAAAUUACAUUGGGGAUUGGGUGGCCUGGUUUGAAAGGGUCAUUUAAGUAGUUACUGUGUAAGCAGUGACAGAUGUAGGGUAUAAAUAUGACUCCAGGGGUCACCUGGUAUGCAUCACCUCCACAGUAAUGAAUUCCUACUCUCUUAGAGAAGCUUAACAAACAGUAUUAUUUUACUAAGAGGAUAUGUCAUAGCGUCACAUCUAAGGGGAAGGAAUUAACUGGAGGAUAUUUGAGUCUAAAUCAUAGGACAAAUUUCUAAGCAUAUGAAUUAAUAAUAUGUUACAGGAAAGCCAGCCAGAAGAAGCAUCAGCACCUUAACAUUGUAGACCCCAAAACUAGAAAAUUGGAGAAAGCAUUUGAGAAGGUGCCAAGCUGGGGAGGUGGGUAUUAGGGCUAACCAGAGGUCUGGCCCUGUGGUGCCAAUUAGCUGAGAAUAGGCUUCAAUAAAACCUUCCUUUUCAGCUUCCCUGUCUGUUCAGUUAAUUAAGGAUGCCUGAAUCCAACGAAGUAAAGGGAAAGAAGGCAUGGAAACGAAAAAAAGCUGUUCCCAUUGGAAAAUUCAAAUCCUACUACCAUUGUAGCUUCAUAAAAACCUGGAACCAAGGAGCAGUCGGUUUCCUAGUAGGGGUUGUACUGAGGUGAUUCUUAAAGGAUAUUCAGAUCAGUGACUUUUGCGGGAGGAACUUCAGAAGGACAGCCUCAGAAGUGGUGAUCAUGUAGUGUGGUAGUGGGGCCAGCUGGAACCUUCUUUGCCAGGAAUAUUCAAGGCCCAGCAAACAUUAAUUGAAAACCUAUAACGUAAAAGCCAGGAAAGAGAUAGUAAGCUGAUUAAAGAUCGUGAGCUUUCAGUAUAAGCUGGUGCUUCAGGGUCCUGUCAUGGCUGUGCCCACCAUGCUUUCAACAGGGAGAGAGACUCUGAGGCUGCCAUCGACAAAAAAGCAAGAGUCCUUGAGAGACCAGGGCCCAGUUUACACUUCUUUAUGUGGACUGCGAACAGAAUACAGGUGGAAAUCACAGACUCAGGUUUUUUUAACUCACAAAUAUGCUGUCAAUUUGAUAUUCUUACUGCUUCACCCAACUUACAAGAGUAAUUGACAAUCUAAGGACAUGAGGGCUAGCAAUACUUAUUUUUGGUCCAAAAGUGCCUCUUAGCUUUCUCAGACAGGUACCCCCAAAACUAUAAGCAAGUGGCAUUUGGAUGUCAUGGCUGGGCCUUUUUAGGGAGUCUUAGGGUUUUCUCCACAUUACUGACAUGAUACUGCUUGCAGGCCAAGUGGUUAUCAUGCCUCUUUCCAAAGUUAAAAAAUUUAGGUUGCAAAUUAAAUGACAUCUUUCCAGGUGACAUGCAGGCUUUUUCUGGAAUGUUUCCUCACCUAGCUGUUUCUGAGAACCUGGUCUGAUCUCUAGCCAGCCAAUCUGGUUGCCCAGCUGAGAUGGCACACACCCCAGCAAGGUUCACAGCUUUGGGCUGGGUAUUCGGUGGCUGCAUGAAAUAGCUGGUCUUAACCACAUGUAGCAAGCUACCCAAAAAUGAGCCCAUGGGUUUAUUUUCAGAAGCAUAGGAGGGUGAACAACUCUUUUACCUUUCUGUGCUGCCUCAACUAUUCAAGACAGUAUGUGUAUAUAUAAUCACUACUCAGAGCAACUGGUGAAAAGAGCAGAUGGCUUUUGAGCACACAAGUGUUCGCAUAAACAAGGACUCUUCUCUGAGGAUAGAUUCUCAAGCCUUGUCCACAAUGAGGCUUUCUUAUCUUCCUUUAUUUUGCUUUGAGAUUACUUUGGCUGUUCUAAAUAUUGAACUAUAACCACAUAAUAUGUAAAGGCCUGGAAAUUACUAUUGCUCCAGAAUGUCAAGUAGUUUCAUGUGAUGUAACAUCCUUCACUUAACUUUCCAAAAUGUACUCCUUUUCCUCUUCCUUCCUUUCAUGAGCAGUGUAUGUGUGUAUAUGUGUAAAUAGGAUAUCAUAUUUGUUAUGUUGACAUGUAAUCCAUGUCACUGGCCAAGUCUGGGUCAUGACUGUGUGUUAUAUGGUGUAGACAUGGGUUCUCAUAGGGAUUAUUUCCCAGUGAACAUCCCUAAGAUGGGAAUGGCAUCAUGAGACAUUUUACAUAGGUACACAUUUGACUUGCCAUUUUGUAGUUGAAAAUGGUACAUUAAGGUGCUGACUCUGACAUUACCUUGCAGACUAUAGAAGGUUGAAGACCUAAAACUAACCGUUAGACAACAAAUGGGCUGUGCCCCAGUGAGAAUUCAAUUCAGGAAUAUGGCAUGUAAUGGCUGAAACUGAGCUCCCUCUAGGGCACUCCACUUCUCAUUGCUCUGUAAAGCUCAUGGCAAGCUGAGUAAUGAGCUAGCUUAUAAACUGAAGGGCUCUGAGCUGUAUUCAGACCUAUUAGGUAUCUAGUUUAUUCUUUCAACCAACACUGUUGAAACCAGACCCAGUGAUCCAAUUUCAGUGCUCUGUUGUAUAAACUGCUUCUUUUUCUUGUGUUUUUAUAAAGGCUUCUGUCUGGGCUGGACCCAGUUAUUACAUAUAGAAGACGCCUCUGCAGACAAUUAAGACCUUUCCACCUUGUAUUCUACAGUACUGCCUUGCCCUCAAAAUUGCCUGCUUGUAUCUGUUAUUUUGGGUUUAACACACACAGAUUCAUACUAAUAAAUAUUUUAAGUUUUA